CAGCCGUACUUCGCUUCGGAUUCCGUUCCGAUCCCUGAUUCGACCGGCCGGCUCGACCUCCACGUCAAGUUCACCCGUUGGGGCGGUCGGCCUCGGGGACCUGAACCGCGCGCUUCGCGUUGACAUAAACGAUCUUGCGUGCACCCUUGGAGGAUCGACCGAUCCAUCGCGCGGAACGGUAGCGUGCGGCACACAAACAUGUACUGGCCCGCCCUUAAACCCUCGCCGGCCAGGAAGAAGCCUGCGCCGGAGGCCACCACGGCGGCCUCCUCCGCCCUCCGCGACCUGGAGGAGGAGACCGACGACGGCUGGAUCGUCCUGCCCCGGGCGCCGCCCAACUCGGGCAAGCCUCCCAGGCCCCCGCCGCCGCGCGCCACGGCGACGGACGCCGUCAACGCCUCCCCCGACGAAGCGUUCGACCCGGCCCCGGACGCCAUCGUCGCCCGGUACCUGCCCCUGCGCCGCGCCCUGCUCUGCGACGGCCUGCCCCGGCAGAUCCACGACGCCGACGUCUACGGCGCGCACCCCGGCUUCCUCGCCGCCGUGUACCCGCCGGCCAACGGCCGGCCCGAGUGGUUCUUCUUCGUGUGCCGCGCGCAAUGCCAGGGCGGGCGGCGCAGGGCCGGGCCCGGCGCGUACCGCCUCGGCAGCGAGGCCAGGCUGCUCGGCGGCGCCGCCUACUGCCACGCCUUCCGCUACUACGAGGACGAGGCCGAGGUUGGCUCGGCCUCGACCAGGGAGACCGAGUGGCGCAUGGACGAGUACGGCGACUGCCGCUCUGCCGCCGCCGCCUUCGACAUGGUGGUCUGCAAGCUCUACCCGGCGCGUGGCGGGGUCGUCCAUACGAUGCUCGGCGUCCACCAGCCCGCGUCCCCCGCGCACCACCAAGACAUGAAUAAGCCGCAGGUGCUCGUCCAGCUCUACCUCGACAGCCUCAACCUGGGUGACCCACGGCGCUGCAGAUUGUACGCCGUGCCCGACGUCUUUGCCGCGCACCCGGCGGUGCUCACGGUAGCGUUCCCGGCGGCCAACGACCGGUGCGAGUGGUUCUUCGCCGCGCAUCGGCGCCGGCGCGAGCUAGAGGAGAACGACGAGGACAAAGCGCGCCCGCGGAGGGCAGGGCCAGGGGCGUACGUGCCGGUGCGCGAAGGCCGCGUCGUGAACGGCAAUGGCGGGGACAUGGGGUACCGCCGCGUGUUCUUGUACCGGGAAGACGACGUGACGGUGAGGCGGGUGUCUCGGACGGAGUGGUGGAUGGAGGAGUACGGGUUCGGGAAGGACUUCCCGCACGGCGAGCUGCCCGCAGCGAAGGCACCAAUGGACGAAGACGAGGAGCUGGUGGUGUACAAGCUGUGCCUGAAAAUGCUUGGUUACCGGCGGUAGAAAAAUUGGUCUGCAGAUUCUGUCAUGAAACUGAAUUCUGCCUUAAACGUCUACGGUUCCCUUUCAGCAGGGAAACAAUAAAGAGUGACAUGUAUAUAUGCAAACGAACGACAGUAAUUUGGGGUUUGAUGAUAUCACCAAAAUAAUUUGCUUUAUUUCUAACGAGUUUUACACUGAGAUUUAACAGUCGCUGCGGACAUGCUAGACAGCAACAAGCCCUGAACUUGCCAAACACAUCCAACUUCGUUAUUUCAUGACACGGGAACAAUGCAACUCAUGUAACACACUAACAUGUCGAUCACGACAACUCGCAAACAAAGCUAAGCAGUGACGGUGGUCUUCGAAGAAGAACCGGAGAUCGCUCCAGCCUCUGUCAGCAGAGCAACCAGCUUCCCUCCCUUGUUCA
This is a messenger RNA of Triticum urartu, 1789 nucleotides long. RefSeq lists its product as uncharacterized. Lineage: Eukaryota; Viridiplantae; Streptophyta; Magnoliopsida; Poales; Poaceae. Gene Ontology annotation, molecular function: DNA binding. The record is from RefSeq and is a predicted model, not a curated record. Gene Ontology annotation, biological process: regulation of DNA-templated transcription.